Messenger RNA from Recurvomyces mirabilis, 1068 nucleotides. RefSeq names its product Vacuolar protein sorting-associated protein 74 (gene VPS74). Gene Ontology annotation, biological process: Golgi to plasma membrane protein transport; retrograde vesicle-mediated transport, Golgi to endoplasmic reticulum; Golgi vesicle budding. The record is from RefSeq and is a predicted model, not a curated record. The transcript has 3 exons. Lineage: Eukaryota; Fungi; Ascomycota; Dothideomycetes; Mycosphaerellales; Teratosphaeriaceae. Gene Ontology annotation, cellular component: trans-Golgi network; Golgi cisterna; cytosol. Bases 1 to 1068 code for a protein of 355 amino acids. Gene Ontology annotation, molecular function: phosphatidylinositol-4-phosphate binding.
AUGGCCACGGCGUCAGGCUCAGGCCUGACCCGUCGCCGCGGCGCAGGAGGAGCAGCAAGUGGGGAUGGAGAGAACGACGGCAGCCGAGUCUCCUCCCCGGCACCCGCCAAAAAGAACGACGACCUCAGAUCCCCCGACACGCAAUACGAGAGCGGUGAGAAUGGCCACAAGAUCGCCUUCGACCCGCGCGACAUCUCGGAAAGUGAAGAGCGGUCCAAACAGCCCAAACUCACGCUCAUGGAGGAAGUGCUCCUCAUGGGCCUGAAAGACAAACAGGGCUACUUGAGUUUCUGGAAUGAUAACAUCAGUUAUGCGUUACGAGGGUGUAUAGUCAUUGAGUUGGCUUUCCGGGGCAGGAUCUCUAUGCAGAAGGAUAGUGCGAGGAGGAGGUUUCCGCUUGCCGACAGGGUGAUCGAGGUGGUAGAUGAGACGUUGACGGGGGAGGUGUUGUUGGAUGAGGCGUUGAAAAUGAUGAAGAGCUCGGAGAAGAUGAGUGUUAGUGCUUGGAUUGAUCUGAUGUCCGGUGAGACGUGGAAUCUCAUGAAGAUUGGAUAUCAGCUCAAGCAAGUACGGGAAAGGCUUGCCAAGGGGCUUGUCGACAAGGGCAUCCUGCGGACAGAAAAGCGGAAUUUCUUGCUGUUCGAUAUGGCGACUCACCCUGUGGCGGACGGCGGAGCCAAAGACGAGAUCAAGCGGCGGGUACGAGCAGUGCUCACCAACAGGACGGUCGUACUACCUGGAUCACAGUUCCUACCGGAAGGCAUCGAGUUCAGGUAUCUGCGGACAAUAGCCAUGCUCUGUGCAGCUUAUGCCGCAAAUGUGCUGGAGAAUGCUCUGGUGACGCUCGGGCAUGAAGCACGAGAGAGAGCGUUUGCUCAAGUGGACGAAUUACUGGCAGAGUACUCGCAAUGGCCGUUCGGGAAACGUGCAGGUGGCAAUGCUGCGAUCGGCGCGAAUCUUGACCAGGUCAUUCGAGACGAGGUCAACAAUGCUAAGGAUAAGGAGCUACAGCUUGAGGUCGUUGCUGCUUGCCUCAGUGUCUUCACUCGACUUGACUCGCUAUUAUAA